Aplysia californica (California sea hare) is the source of this 876-nucleotide messenger RNA. RefSeq lists its product as uncharacterized. The coding region runs from base 121 to 876 and encodes 251 amino acids. The transcript is spliced from 7 exons. The record is from RefSeq and is a predicted model, not a curated record. NCBI's taxonomy places the organism in Eukaryota, Metazoa, Mollusca, Gastropoda, Aplysiida, Aplysiidae.
UGCUCGAGUAUAUAAGAUGGGGGGUAUGAGAGGUCUGUCAUCAAUUCUUGGGUUGGUCUUCAAGAAAUCUGACAGAAAAUUCAUAUCAAAAUCUUCAUAGAAAAAAGAGAAACACUGGAUAUGGCGCCUACAAUUGCGAGCGGUAGACUACACGUCAUCUGUCUCUGUGUUCUCGUCUUUCUGAUGGCGGGGCAGUGCAGGGCAGACACUCUCCCAUCAACCCAAUUUGUGGUGAAACAAAGCGACGUAAAAAUUCAAGACCUUCAGCCUGAUGAAGCCUCUGGUAUUGCCGUAAGCCAUAAACACAAGAACGUCGUGUAUUCCUUCAACGACAGCGGCGACAAAAACAGAAUCUACGCUAUCAACGCCACUAACGGGAAAUCGGUGGGUGUCUUCACGUUUGGAAACUUUACACCCUACGAUAUGGAAGACAUUUCAGUGGCACCCUGUACUAACGGCUCCUCCGACUCGUGUAUCUACCUGGCUGACACGGGCUACCAGAGCUAUGCCCCGCCCCCAAGAAACAUCAUCUACAGGGUGAAGGAACCCGCUACCCUCGGGGAUCAACAGCUGCCCAUCGAUGGGGAACUCAAGUUUACGUGGGCGGAGCCAAACUGUGACACAAUGCUUGUGGACCCUCAUGGGAUUGUCUACGUCAUCUCCAGCAAGGUCGGAGGUCACGGGGUCAUGGGAAAACUUCCCAGCAGUGGCUGGACAACAGGGGAUCAACGAGUCAAACCCGAAAGAACUGUGGUGACAUCAGCGGCCGCGACAGCAACGCCCCCGAACCCUGACUGGUUUAACGAGUCUCCCCCGACUAGUAAUGCAUCGCCUCUGGCAGCCUCCCCUCUGGCCGCCUCCCCUCAGAGACCUUGA